AUGGACAUUGCUAUAUCCUAUGUUACGGAAGUCAAUCAGUCUCUUAAUGACGAUGAACUCAACACUGUUAAAGAAAACCUUCAAAAAUACAUUGACCUUGAAAUCACCGACGAUGAGCUUGAAAAAAUCGUUGUACCACUUGUUAAAUCCUCUGAUCCUUUUCAGAGAAUCCGAGAUAUCAUUUCUGUUGGAAGUGAACCACUCAGCGAUUUCUCGUUAGCUGAAGAAAAAGCUUCAAGAAGGAGAAGAACUCACUCCUGGAGUGCAAGCGAAGAUAACAGGCUUAUUUUUGCUAUCCAUCAUGACGGAUUUGGCGGCUGGUCAAAGGUUGCCGCUUUUGUUGGAAAUGGAAGAACUCGUAGUCAAUGCUCUCAAAGAUGGCAUAGAACACUUGACCCAAGGAUCAAUAAAAACAAUUGGUCUUCCGAAGAUGACAAAAAAUUGAUCGAAGCUGUUCAGAAGUAUGGAGCAAAUACAUGGACAAAGGUCGCAAAAUAUAUUGGUGCCAGAACAGAUGUUCAAUGCCGUUAUAGAUAUCUCCUUAUUCAGAAGCAUGAGAAAAAUAUUAAGAAACUCUCUUCUGGAAUGAAAACAAAGCUUGUUUCUUCACAGAAGUUAAUGAAACAGAAGAAAGAUCCUGUUGCAGUUAAAACCGAACCAGCAACUCCUACUACAGUUUCAGAUGAAUCCGAUAUUUUCUUAGUUGACUCUGAGCCAAACUUCUUCGAGUUCAAUAUAUCAUUUGAAGAACCAAUUUCUCAUGAUGUAGCUGAGCCACAGUGGAGAAACAUUUUUGAUAUCGAAGACUCAAUGUCAUUAUCAUCAAACUACGAUAUUUACCUUCAAUGA
This is a messenger RNA of Trichomonas vaginalis G3, 849 nucleotides long. Its product is annotated as RNA polymerase II transcription regulator recruiting protein. The record is from RefSeq and is a predicted model, not a curated record. The transcript has a single exon. Lineage: Eukaryota; Parabasalia; Trichomonadida; Trichomonadidae. The coding region runs from base 1 to 849 and encodes 282 amino acids.